UCUAGAAGUGCCCAUGACAGUCUGACAGUGCCAGAGCCUGUGCAGUGCCAAACAGGACAAGCCAGAGACACUGAAAGAGCAGCUAGGCAGUACACGCUGUCUAACCCCGCUGAUUAAUUUACGGAGCGCGUUCUAAGGAGACAGUGAACGUGAGCGCGCACUACCAGCUCUGACAUCACAGCCUCAGCAUGGCGGUCAAGUCCACAAAGAGAGCAGAUCCCAAUGAGUUAAGGAACAUAUUUCUGAAGUAUGCCAGUGUUGAGAAAGAUGGAGAGAAUUACAUGACGUCACCUGACUUUGUGCAGAAAUACCUCGGGCUGCACACUGAUUCUAACUUCAACCCUAAAACUGUGGAGCUUCUAGGGGGAGUAGCAGAUCAGACCAAAGAUGGGUUGAUCUCCUUUCAAGAGUUUUUGGCUUUCGAGUCAGUGUUGUGUGCCCCAGAUGCAAUGUUCAUUGUGGCUUAUCAGUUAUUUGAUAAGAGUGGCACCGCAGAAGUCACAUUUGAAAAUGUUAAGGAAAUCUUUGGACAGACCAUGAUUCACCACCAUAUACCUUUCAACUGGGACUGCGAAUUUAUUAGACUACAUUUUGGACACAACAGGAAGAAGCAUCUUUCCUAUUUAGAAUUCACAGAAUUUUUACAGGAGCUGCAACUGGAACAUGCUCGACAAGCAUUUGCCACAAAAGAUAAAAGUAAAACUGGAAUGAUUACAGCAUUGGAUUUCUGUGAUAUUAUGGUUACAAUACGCUCCCAUAUGCUCACCCCAUUUGUUGAAGAAAACUUAGUUUCUGCUGCUGGUGGAACAAUUUCACACCAAGUUAGCUUUUCCUACUUUAAUGCUUUUAACUCCUUGCUGAAUAACAUGGAGCUUGUGAGGAAGAUAUAUAGCACUUUAGCUGGGUCAAGAAAGGACCUUGAAGUUACCAAAGAGGAAUUCGCCCAUUCUGCAAACAAAUUUGGACAGAUCACCCCUCUGGAAACUGAUAUUCUGUUUCAGCUGUCAGAUUUAUUCAAUGCUUCCGGGCGUCUGACUUUGACAGACAUUGAGAGGAUAGCACCACUAGAGGAAGGAGCUUUGCCUUACAACCUGGCUGAACUCCAAAGACAGCAAACCUACAGUGAUAUGGGAAGGCCUAUCUGGCUCCAGGUUGCUGAGUCUGCCUACAGAUUCAGUUUGGGUUCAAUUGCUGGAGCUGUGGGCGCUACUGCAGUCUAUCCCAUUGACCUAGUUAAGACUCGUAUGCAAAAUCAACGAUCGUCAUUUGUUGGAGAAUUGAUGUACAAAAACAGUUUUGACUGUUUUAAGAAGGUUUUACGUUAUGAGGGGUUCUUUGGCCUUUACAGAGGUCUGCUACCACAGCUUGUAGGAGUGGCUCCAGAGAAGGCCAUAAAACUCACGGUUAAUGACUUAGUCAGAGAUAAAUGUACACAGAAAGAUGGCUCUAUUCCAUUACUUGCUGAGAUAUUGGCUGGAGGCUGUGCAGGAGGCUCGCAAGUCAUUUUCACAAAUCCACUGGAGAUUGUAAAGAUUCGUUUACAGGUCGCUGGAGAAAUUACCACAGGCCCCAAAGUCCGUGCCCUCACUGUUCUGCAAGACUUGGGCUUUUUUGGCCUUUAUAAGGGGGCCAAAGCCUGUUUUCUGCGUGACAUCCCAUUCUCAGCCAUCUACUUCCCUGUUUACGCGCACUGCAAGACGCUGUUUGCUGAUGAACAUGGUCAUGUUGGCGCAUUGCAGCUCUUGACAGCUGGUGCUAUUGCCGGGGUACCUGCCGCUUCUCUAGUAACCCCUGCUGAUGUCAUCAAGACAAGACUGCAAGUGGCAGCUCGAGCUGGUCAGACAACAUACAGCGGAGUUACUGACUGCUUUAGGAAGAUUCUGCAAGAAGAAGGAGCAAGGGCAUUCUGGAAAGGGGCUGGAGCUCGAGUAUUCAGAUCUUCACCUCAAUUUGGUGUUACCCUGGUUACCUAUGAACUCCUGCAAAGAUGGCUGCAUGUUGAUUUUGGAGGAAUUAAACCUGCAGGCUCAGAGCCAACUCUAAAAACAAGAAUCUCUGACCUUCCACCAGCAAACCAAGACCACAUCGGUGGUUACAGACUGGCCACUGCAACAUUUGCUGGCAUAGAAAACAAAUUUGGUCUUUACUUGCCAAAAUUUAAGUCUUCUGGCAUGGCUGCUAAUCAGGCAAAACCUUUUGGGACUGUAUAAUCCUGCUUCAACCGUCCAGUCUAAGGGUGCAAUAUAAACAGUAUUUGAAGAAGCAAUGACUAUCUGGUUAAAUGCAUGUGGGUUUAUCUGAAUUACUUGUCCAAUGCUAAAGCUAAUUCUUUAUAAAUGUGUUCAUUGUGGAAAGAGGAAUCACUUGUUUGCACAAAAGAGAUGACUAGCUUUUAAUUCCAGCACAUAGAAUGUAUUAUUACUGUUUAUCUUUGAGGGCCUGUAUUGUUUUCAUAGGCUGCUUACAGCGCUUUGCACUUAUCGUUACUGUACAUAUUGUACAUCUGUACAGAGACAUCACAGCUUAUUUAGAAGAUCUGGUACACUUUUUACAAGAGGUGGGUAAAAUGUACAGGACAUAUUAAAGGAGUUUUAUUAAGGAUAAUGGGAUAAUAUAUAUUAAAUAUUAUUUGAAUUCAUUAUUAAUUUUAUCUUAUUGAUUUAUUUUAUGGAAAUAAAUCAUCAAUAUUU
This is a messenger RNA of Bombina bombina (fire-bellied toad), 2690 nucleotides long. It is a transcript of the gene SLC25A12, whose product is annotated as solute carrier family 25 member 12. Lineage: Eukaryota; Metazoa; Chordata; Amphibia; Anura; Bombinatoridae. The record is from RefSeq and is a predicted model, not a curated record. The coding region runs from base 189 to 2210 and encodes 673 amino acids. The transcript has 18 exons. Gene Ontology annotation, biological process: aspartate transmembrane transport; malate-aspartate shuttle; L-glutamate transmembrane transport. Gene Ontology annotation, molecular function: L-aspartate transmembrane transporter activity; calcium ion binding; L-glutamate transmembrane transporter activity.